Camellia sinensis is the source of this 1158-nucleotide messenger RNA. Its product is annotated as cytokinin riboside 5'-monophosphate phosphoribohydrolase LOG1. Gene Ontology annotation, molecular function: hydrolase activity, hydrolyzing N-glycosyl compounds. The record is from RefSeq and is a predicted model, not a curated record. NCBI's taxonomy places the organism in Eukaryota, Viridiplantae, Streptophyta, Magnoliopsida, Ericales, Theaceae. Gene Ontology annotation, biological process: cytokinin biosynthetic process. Gene Ontology annotation, cellular component: cytosol; nucleus.
UCUCUCUCUCUCUCUCUCUCUCUCUACCCACACGCUCACAACAAACCAACCAACCAACCAACCCACCCAAACUCUCUCUCUCUCUCUCUCUCUCUCUCUCAAUCAUCAAACUCCCCCAAUUGAAGCAAAAACAGCGAGAGCAAAAGGCUUCUCUCUUAUGGACCACCACCAGCACCACCAACAGCCGCCGCAGCACCACCGGCAACCACCGCAGGCUGAGAUGAAAUCAAGAUUCAAGAGAGUAUGUGUUUUCUGCGGUAGCAGCCCCGGCAACAAGCCCAGCUACCAGCUCGCUGCUAUUCAGCUUGGAAACGAACUGGUUGAGAGGAACAUCGACUUGGUGUAUGGAGGAGGGAGCGUUGGGUUGAUGGGUCUAGUCUCCCAAGCUGUCUAUGAUGGUGGCCGCCACGUCUUAGGAGUGAUUCCAAAAACUCUUAUGCCCAGAGAGAUCACGGGUGAGACAGUGGGAGAAGUAAGACCUGUUUCUGGCAUGCACCAAAGAAAGGCCGAAAUGGCUCGACAAGCCGAUGCUUUCAUAGCCUUGCCAGGUGGAUAUGGAACCUUGGAGGAACUCUUGGAAGUCAUCACUUGGGCUCAACUGGGAAUCCAUGAUAAACCGGUGGGUUUGUUGAACGUGGAUGGAUACUACAACUCACUUCUAUCAUUCAUAGACAAGGCUGUUGACGAAGGUUUCGUCACCCCCUCUGCUCGUCACAUUAUCAUUUCUGCCCAAACUGCCCAUGAACUCAUCUCCAAGCUUGAGGAUUACGUUCCAAAACACUCUGGUGUGGCAUCAAAGCUAAGUUGGGAGAUGGAACAACAAUUGGGUUACACCACAAAGUCAGACAUUUCCCGUUGACCCGAUCCAACCUCUACUACUCACUUCGAAUCAUUGACAACCGUGAAUUUUUGGCAAUCUAAUCAACUAUACACGCAACAACGUACAUGUGAGCUUCACCAUAUCAUUCCCCACCACAGUUAUUUUAUAUUUCACUGUGGACCGUGCAUAAUCAUGUGUGAAAAUGUUUUUUCUUCUUGUUUUCGAUCUAAUUCGUAAAAGUGACUGCAGUCAGUGAUUAUUGUUUGUGUACAUAUAUUGUAUUUUUGUUGUGAAAUUAAUUGGGUGUGUAAAAAUAUUUGUACCAGAUAAUUAAUCUA